CAGGCGAUGUCGAAUCCGUCAAAUGCCCAGCAAUUUCCUCCACCACCACCCUUAUGGCCAACAGGUUACAUGCAGCAGAAUCCAGUCGAUUGCAACAUGAUGGGAAACAUUAAUUUUCCUAGUCCUGGUCAAGGUCCAACUACAAUGUGGGCGCCAAUUCAGGCAGGGAACACUAGUUCCCAAUCAACCAUGAUCCCUGCUUCCCAAUCUGCACUAUAUUGGAAUCACUACAUGAAUUUUGUGAGGAACCCUCUUGGCUCGGUGGGAAUGAGUCCAUACACGGAUUCAUAUCCACCUUCACUAUCAAGUACACCGUUGCAGGGUUCUAAUACUAUACCACAAAUGCCUGUAAACUUGGAGUCAGAUGCUGAACACAGUGUUCAGGACAUCAAUAGUCCUGAGAAAAAUGCACCUCCAGUUCAAAAACAAAAGAAAUCUAAGGAACAAAACUUUACAGCCCCAGAAGACAGACUCCUUUGUACUACUUGGUUGCAAAUAAGUAGUGACCCCAUUGUGAAUACUGGGCAAAGGAGGGAGGGUCUCUGGGCCAGAAUUGAAAAAAGGUACAAUGAACAAAGGGGGGAAUUUCCUUGUCGACUUAACAGAGCACUCAGUAGCCGAUGGGACAAGAUAAGGGCUGAUGUCAGUAAAUUCUCUGGAUACUACGCGAGAGUUCUACGAGAAAAACAAAGUGGUCUAAGUGAUGACGAUAAGACAUCGAAGGCAGCCACAUUGUUCGCUCAUGAGGAGGGCAAACCAUUUCAUUAUAUGCACUGCUGGCAUCAACUGAAGGGGGAACCCAAAUGGGAGAGCAUAUGUCAAGGACACUCUUUUAGAGGAUUACAUGCAAGAUCAAUUCCUUCGUCGGGGUGUCCAUCAGUGCAAACACCGGAGACUGACAGUGGAUCCGCUGGACUCUCAGGAAAAAGGCCCCGUGGCCGUGAUUUCAGUAAAGCUGAGAGAAAGAAAGCUGGUUCAUCUUCGUCCCCGGAGUACUUAAGCCGAUUACAAGAAAUUACUGAGAAACAAAUACAGAGGUCCAUUGAAAAGGGGGAAAAAAGAAAAGACCACUGAAGAAGAU
Messenger RNA from Zea mays, 1081 nucleotides. RefSeq lists its product as uncharacterized. Lineage: Eukaryota; Viridiplantae; Streptophyta; Magnoliopsida; Poales; Poaceae. The record is from RefSeq and is a predicted model, not a curated record. The transcript is spliced from 2 exons. The coding region runs from base 7 to 1074 and encodes 355 amino acids.